Suillus plorans is the source of this 2412-nucleotide messenger RNA. RefSeq lists its product as uncharacterized. The transcript is spliced from 14 exons. The record is from RefSeq and is a predicted model, not a curated record. Bases 1 to 2043 code for a protein of 680 amino acids. NCBI's taxonomy places the organism in Eukaryota, Fungi, Basidiomycota, Agaricomycetes, Boletales, Suillaceae. Gene Ontology annotation, cellular component: mitochondrial intermembrane space. Gene Ontology annotation, molecular function: metalloendopeptidase activity. Gene Ontology annotation, biological process: proteolysis; peptide metabolic process.
AUGGCUUCGUUGACUCCGCCACAAGCUCCUCCUAGGUGGAAUCACGCCCCGGAAGAAGUGCUGACUAUCAUCAAGCAGGCACUUGCGCAGAAUAAGGCGGUCAGCGACAGAGUCGGUGCUCUCCCGGAGGCUGAGUGCAAUUUCGAAACCCUACCGCUUGCUAAUGCAGAGGCAGAAGCCCUCAUCAUCUGCGAGCCUCUCGGAUUUUACCAGAAUGUCUCCCUCUCUAAAGAACUCCGAGAUGCUUCGAACGAAGCGGAAGCUCUUCAGCGGGAUUUCGAUGUCGAGGAGUCCAUGCGUCUUGAUGUAUUCAAAGCCAAGGCUGCUGCAGAGAACAAUCUGCGCAAAUCAGGUGAAUGGGAGAAGCUGAGCGAUGAGCAACGUAGGCUCGUGGAGAAGAUGGUGUUGGAUGGCAAGAGAGCUGGUCUUGCACUUCCUGAGAAGGACCGCGAGGUGUUGAUGAAGUUGAAGAAGGAGCUCUCGCAAGCUUGCUUGGAUUUUAGCAAAAACUUCAAUGAAGAAGAUGGUAACAUCUCGUUCACGCUUGAAGAGUUGGAUGGAGUCCCGAGCGAUGUCAUCUCGGGCUACACCAAGCGUACUGAGGGCUUGAAGGAAGUCUACGACGUCACUUUCAAAACACCAGAUAUCUCCCCAAUCUUCAAAUUCGCGCAUAACCCAAUCACGCGACGUGAUGCUCAAGAAGCGUUUGAAGACCGACUCAAACAAAAUGUGCCUUUGCUUGAGAAGGCGCUUGACCUCCGUCGGCGCAUCGCGGCGAUGCUUGGCUAUGACACAUGGGCAGACUACGUCACAGAAGUGAAGAUGGUCAAGUCUGGUAAAAACGCUGAGAACUUCCUGGAUGACCUCGAGGCGAAGCUGCGUCCUGUCGGAGAGAAGGAGCGUGAUAUUCUUCUUCAACUCAAGAAGGAGGAACAUCAGAAGCGCGGACUUCCAUUUGAUGGCGAGUUCUAUAUCUGGGACUACAGGUACUAUGAUCGCCUCUAUAUCGAGAAGACACUCGAUCUCGACGAAUCUCUUGUAAAGGAAUAUUUCCCGGUCGCCGUGGUUGUUCCCACGAUCUUGAAAAUAUAUCAGGACCUGCUUGGAGUGAAGUUCGUCGAGAUCAAGGACGACAACGUCUGGCAUCCAGAAGUGCAACAGUUCGCUGUGUGGGACAAGGACGCCAAAGAUGAAUCUGCAUUUGUAGGAUAUUGCUACCUGGAUCUGUUUCCCCGCGCUGCAAAGUACUCUCACGCAGCUGUAUGGGGCCUUCUCCCGGGCUACGAGCUACCAUCGGGCAAAAGUCACUACCCGUUGACGGCAAUGGUGGCGAACCUUGCAAAGCCAACUCCUGACCGGCCCGCUCUAAUGCGACACGACGACGUGACAACAUUUUUCCAUGAGAUGGGCCAUGUCUUCCAUGGAUUACUGAGUCGGACGAAGUACGCGCGAUUCCAUGGUACAUCCGUUGCAAGAGACUUUGUGGAGGCGCCGUCGCAAAUGCUCGAAAAUUGGUGCGUGUGCUGGGAGCCAAAAGUGCUCGAGAAAAUGUCUAGCCACUACGAGACACAGGAGCCGCUGUCGCCGGAAUUGAUAGAUAAGCUGAUAAGGAGUCGCUACGUAAACGUCGGGUUAUUCUACCUUCGGCAGCUGUUCGUUGCCAAGUUUGAUCUUAAAGUGCACGUGGAUAAAGAAGCGGCAGAUUAUACCAAACUCUGGAAUGACCUGCGUGAAUCGAUCUCGCUUGUGAAAGGGGGUAAAGCUCAGCCAGGCCAAGGCACUUUUGGACAUAUCGUUGGAGGCUAUGAUGCAGGUUACUACGGGUACACGUAUUCUCUUGUAUUUGCCGCGGACAUGUAUGCGACGGUUUUUAAGAAGGAUCCGUUGAACCCUGUUUUGGGCAAGCUCUACAGGGACAAGAUCCUCCUGGUGGGAGGUAGUCGGGAUGAAACGGAUUCCCUUGAGGAUUUCCUGGGUCGAUCGCCGAACUCAGAUGCAUUCUUGGAGGAAAUUUUUGGGAAGGUUGCCAACGCAAGCCUGUGAGGAAUGUGUCAAAGCAGUGAGGUCCCCACAACGGAUACAUUACGUAGUUAUGUCAUCCCAGAGAGGUCCUCGCAACGUAUACAAUAGGUAGUCGUGUCAUGGUAUGGAAGACCCAAGAGAAAUUGAAAGUGUAAGAAUCGGGAAGACCACGUGCACGGGGUUUACUGAUUUAGGAAUCCCCCUUGCACUGCCCACCGAGUGAUAGCGAAUAACAAGGACAACUUCCAUACCAGCGACCAACGCGGAAUAUCUAACAGCAGACAUUCCAUAAACCCGAGGUUAAAGUAUAUUGUUGGGUCUAACUCGAUAUUAGGUGUCUAGAGCAGGAACAAGGAUGAACGGGGGAAAAGAAGCAAAGGUGAGUAAUGG